AGCCAGCACUGAGCGCCAGCCCCGCGACACCUCCCUCCUCCCUCCGGCCGGGAUAAAACUCCUCACCUGCCUUCCAGGCUGGUUUAUCGCACCUUUCCUCCCUGCCAGCCCCUCGGGGAGCCGGAGCACAGUGGAUUUUGGCUGGAGGGAGCUGCAGGAGUUAUGAGGGAUCGCGGGCUGCCUGCGCUCCCCGCCGGAGCGCGACUUGACGUUUAACCGGGAAGAGAAAAGGGACAAAAACAGAGAGGAGGGAGAAAGAGAGGGGAAAAAAGGAAAGAAAAGCCCAAAGCUGGAACUCAAGUUGCAGCAGCGAAGCAGCGCGUUCCCCCUCUGCCUCGGGAAGAAUUUCUUGGCUGGGUGUGUGGGUCCCUGUUAUUCGGGCUGCGGCAGAGGAUUUGGACUCUGAGUCAGACCGGGCGCUAAUGAGGAGGAAGAGGAUGAAUGUGCUGCCACGGGCCUGUGCCAGGCUGCUCCUGGUGUCCCUGCUCUGCACCACCGCCCUCUGCCAAUGGAGCAAAAACAAUCGCUGUGUGCUGUCCCGGGCCAAGAGCUGCACUGAGUGCAUCCGGGUGGACAAGGACUGCUCCUUCUGCACAGACAAGAGCUUUGAGGAGCCGCGCUGUGACCUGCGGGAGAACCUGCUGCGCUCGGGCUGCAGCGAGGCUGCCAUCGUCUACACCCAGGGAGAGAUGAAGGCCCUGAAGAAUUUCAGUAUCAACACGUCCCUGCAGAGGACCCAGGUGUCCCCCCAGGCCAUGUACAUGCGGCUGCGUGCUGGGGAGGAGAUGAGCUUCGACAUGGAUGUCUUCCAGCCCAAGGAGAGCCCUGUGGACCUCUACAUCCUCAUGGACUUCUCCUACUCCAUGUCUGAUGAUCUGGACAACCUCAAAAGCAUGGGGCAAAACCUAGCGGAAUUCCUGCAAGCCCUGACUUCUAAUUACACCAUUGGAUUCGGCAAGUUUGUGGACAAAGUCUCAUCCCCUCAGACAGACAUGAGACCUGAAAAGCUGCGGGAGCCGUGGCACAACGCCGACUCGCCCUUCUCCUUCAAGAACGUCAUCCGCCUGACCAGCAACAUCCACCACUUCAGCCAGGAGCUCCGCAAGGAGCGCAUCUCCGGGAACCUGGACGCGCCCGAGGGCGGCUUCGAUGCCAUCCUGCAGACAGCUGUCUGCAAGGAUCAGAUCGGCUGGAGAAAGGACAGCACUCACCUGCUCGUGUUCUCCACCGAGUCUGCCUUUCACUAUGAGGCUGAUGGCACCAACGUCCUGGCAGGGAUCCUGGCCCGGAACGAUGAGCAGUGCCACCUGGACAGCCAUGGCACCUACGUGUACGACACCCAGCAGGACUAUCCCUCCGUGCCCACCCUCGUGCGCCUCCUGGGCCAGCACAACAUCAUCCCCAUCUUUGCUGUCACCAACCACUCCUACAGCUACUACGAGAAGCUGCACAAGUAUUUCCCCAUCUCCGAGAUCGGGGUGCUCCAGGAGGACUCUUCCAACAUUGUGGAAUUGCUCCGCACAGCCUUUGAGCGAAUCCGCUCCAAGAUGGACAUUCGGGCUGACUUCACCCCCAAGGCCCUCAAGACAGACUUCACCUCCUCAGUAUUUGAAAAGACAGAAUCCGGCUCCUUCCACAUCACCCGUGGAAAAGUGAGCAAGUUCCACAUGCACGUGAAGGCUCUGGAGUACGUUGGUGGGCAGCACGUCUGCAGCCUGCCCGAGAAGGACCGGCGCGGAGUCAUCCACGUGAAGCCCACGUCCCUGACCGACAGCCUCACCGUGUCAGCCGCUGUCGUCUGCGACGUGUGUCCCUGUGAACAGCAACAAGAGCUGGACUCACCCAAGUGUAGUUUCCACGGGAACUUUGUGUGCGGACAGUGCAUCUGCCACCCGGGCUGGCGAGGGGACACCUGCGACUGCUCCCCGGCGUCCUCCCCGGACAACGAUGCGUGCGUGCGGCCCGGGGACGCGGAGCCGUGCUCGGGGCGUGGCGAGUGCCUGUGCGGGCGGUGCCAGUGCUACUCCGAGGAGCAGAGCCCGCGCUUCGACGGCGCCUUCUGCGAGUUCGACGUCCUGCAGUGCCCGCGCACCUCCGGCUUCCUCUGCAACGAUCGUGGCCGCUGCUCCAGGGGCGCCUGCGUGUGCGAGAGCGGCUGGGAGGGCCCGGGCUGUGAAUGCCCCACCAGCAAUGACACCUGCAUCGACAGCCGGGGGGGCAUCUGCAAUAACCACGGGAGGUGUGAGUGUGGCAGAUGCAUCUGUGACAUGGCUUCGCUGUACACCAGCUCCACCUGUGAAAUCAGCUACUCCCUGGGCUUCCAGGCCGUGUGCGAGAGCAUCCGGGACUGUGUCCGCUGCCAGACCUGGGGGACAGGCAGCCUGAAAGGGAACUGCAGCUCGUGCCACCUCCAGAUCCAGAUGGUGGAGGAGCUGAAGAAAGAGGAGGCUGGCGAGUACUGCUCCUUCCAGGAUGAGGAUGAUGACUGCACCUACCACUACACCCUGGAGGGAGACCCCAGUGUCCUCCCCAACACCACUGUCCGUGUACAGAAGAAUAAAGAGUGCCCGCCUGGCAGCUUCCUCUGGCUCAUCCCACUGCUCAUCUUCCUCAUCCUGCUCCUGGGGCUGCUGCUCUUGCUCUGCUGGAAGUUCUGUGCCUGCUGCAAGGCUUGCCUGGCCCUGCUUCCCUGCUGCACACGAGGUCGCACGGUGGGCUUCAAGGAGGACCACUACAUGCUCCGCCACAGCCUCAUGUCCUCCGACCACCUGGACACGCCGCUGGUGCGCAGCGGCUCCCUCAAGGGCCGCGACACGGUGCGCUGGAGGAUCCACAACAACGCCCACAAGCAGGGAGUGCCCGCUGCCAGCAGCCCCAAGGAGCUCAUUCCCUACGGGCUGUCUCUGAGGCUGGCCCGGCUUUUCACGCAGAACCUGAUGAAAGCGGACACGCGGGAGUACGAGCAGCUCCGCAAGGAAGUGGAGGAGAACCUGAAUGAGGUUUUCAAGCACAUUCCUGGCUGCCACAAGGUGCAGCAGACCAAGUUCAGGUUACAGCCCAAUUCUGGGAAAAGGCAGGAUCACACCAUUGUGGACACAGUGCUCACUGCUCCUUACUCAGCCAAGCCAGACAUCAUCAAAGUGGUGGAAAAGCACGUUUCCCACGAGGCUUUUAAUGACCUGAAGGUUGCACCGGGUUAUUACACUGUGACCUCAGACCAAGAUGCUCAGGGAAUGGUGGAGUUCCAGGAGGCUGUGGAGCUGGUGGACGUCCGUGUCCCGCUCUUCAUCAGGGACGAUGAUGAUGAUGAGAAGCAGCUGCAGGUGGAGGCCCUUGAGGUCCCCAACGGCAUCGCAAAGAUUGGGCGCAGGAUUGUCAACAUCACCAUCAUCAAAGAGCAGGCCAGCAGCCUCAUCACCUUCCUGCAGCCAGCCUAUUCCCACAGCCGCUUCGAUAAGCUGGCCAAGAUCCCUGUCCUUCGGGAGAUCAUCGACAACGGGAAAUCCCAGGUCACCUACAGGACCCGGGACCUCACGGCCAAGAACGGCAGGGACUACAUCUUCACGGAGGGUGAGCUGGUCUUCCAGCCUGGGGAGACCCGAAAGGAGGUGCAGGUGCCCUUGCUGGAGCUGACAGAGAUAGACACCCUCCUCAACAACUGCCAGCUCAAGCAAUUUGCUGUCGACCUCCUCCACCCCAAGUACGGCGCCAAGAUUGGCCGCUACCCCCAGACCACGGUGACCAUUGCUGACCCAGAGCUGGUGGAUGGUGUCCCCUCAGUGACUGGCCUGGCCCAGGUCCCCCAUUCCCCCAAGGGCCGCCUGAGUGCACCGCUUAAUCCCAAUGCCCGUGCCCUCAGCUCCAGGGAAAUCAGCUUCAACUGGUUUCCUCCACCGGGAAAACCCCUGGGGUACAAGGUGAAAUACUGGAUCCAGGGAGAUCCUGAGUCGGAAGCUCAUCUCAUCGAUGUCAAAACCCCAUCAGCAGAGCUGACAAACCUUUACCCCUUCUGCGACUAUGAGAUGCAAGUGUGUGCCUACAACGCCAUGGGAGAAGGGACAUACUCGGACAUCGUGCGCUGCCGCACGCUGGAGGAGGUGCCCAGCGAGCCCGGGCGCUUGGCCUUCAACGUCGUGUCCUCCACCGUGACCCAGCUGAGCUGGGCUGAGCCUGCGGAGACCAACGGGGAGAUCACGGCCUAUGAAGUCAGUUAUGGGCUGGUCAACGAGGACAAUGUGCCCGUGGGGCCCGUGAGGAAGGUGCUGGUGGAGGAGCCCAAGAAGCGCAUGGUGCUGAUCGAGAACCUGCGGGAGUCGCAGCCCUACCGCUACACGGUGAAGGCCAGGAACGGCGCGGGCUGGGGGCCCCAGAGAGAAGCCACCAUCAACCUGGCCACGCAGCCCAAGCGCCCCAUGUCCAUCCCCAUCAUCCCUGAUGUCCCCAUCAUCGACGCAGAGGGAGGUGAGGACUAUGACAGCUACCUGAUGUACAGCACGGACGUGCUCCGCUCUCCGGCUGGCAGCAAGAGGCCCAGUGUCUCUGAUGAUUCAGGCUCCCGGUGGAAAUUUGUGCCGCUGCUGGGAGAAGACCUGGACCUGCGCCGCAUCACCUGGAGGCUCCCGCCCGAAACCAUUCCCCGCCUCUCUGGCAGCAGCCGCCUCUCCUCGGACACCGAGGGGCCCCUCCACGGGGAGGACGGCGCCGUGGCCCCCGGCGGUGCCAGGAGGAGCGGGACACCCCGGCCCCAAGCAGAGCACUUGCUGAAUGGCCGGGUGGACUUCUCCUUCCCCGGCAGUGGCAGUGGCACCCUGACCAGGACAGCCAACACCAGCUACCAGCAGCUGAGCUCCCACGUGCACCAUGAGCACAGGGUGAUGGGCAGCUCCUCGCUGACCAGAGACUACUCCACAAUGCUGAUGGGGCACGAUUACCCAGGGACACUCCUCCCUCCCAUCCAUGAAGAUGCUGGGAGGACGCUCCUCCAGCCCCGGGACGUGGGUUUCAGGAGCAGGGCAAAGGUGAAGGGUUACUACCCCAGCAUUGGCUGUCGGGACUCUGUAACCAUGACUGAUGGGUCCACAGGGAUGUGCAAGUACAUAGACUCGCGGAGGCCGCCGGGUGUCCCCGACACCCCCACACGUUUGGUGUUCUCCGCCCUGGGCCCCACGUCCCUGAAGGUGAGCUGGCAGGAGCCGCGCUGCGAGAAGGACGUGCAGGGCUACAGCGUGCAGUACCAGCUCCUCAGCGGAGGAGAGGUGCACAGGAUCACCAUCCCCAACCCCAGCCAGAACUCGGUGGUGGUGGAGGACCUGCUGCCCAACCACUCGUACAUCUUCAAGGUGAAGGCGCAGAGCGAGGAGGGCUGGGGCCCCGAGAGGGAGGGCGUCAUCACCAUCGAGUCCCAGGUGGACCCGCAGAGCCCGCUCAGUCCCGUGCCAGGUACCCCCUUCACCCUGAGCACCCCCUGUGCCCCUGGACCGCUGGUUUUCACUGCCCUCAGCCCAGAUUCGCUGCACCUCAGCUGGGAGAGGCCCCGUGAGCCCAACGGGCCCAUCCUGGGCUACAGGAUCACCUGUGAGAUGCUGCAUGGAGGAGGAGAGCCCAGGACAAUCUAUGUCGAAGGAGACAACCUGGAAACCACCCUGACUGUGCCCCACCUGAGUGAGAAUGUCCCCUACAAGUUCAAAGUGCAAGCCAACACCACCCAAGGCUUUGGGCCAGAGAGAGAAGGCCUCAUCACCAUUGAAUCUCAGGACAGAGGUACUUUCUCCCAGUUCGGAGGACAGCAGUACAUGAGAGAAGUUUACAAAUUCCCCACUGAAUAUACCACCAAAACCAGCAUCAGCCAUUCCUCUCUGGAUCCCCACUUCACAGAUGGGAUGCUGGUGAGCACCCAGCACGUGGAGAACUCCACCCUCACCCAGGAGUUUGUGACUCGCACCGUGCUGGCCAGCGGGACCCUCACCCAGCAGGUGGAGAGGCAGUUCUACGAGGCCUGAGCUGGGGCAGGCCAGCACCAGCACCAGCAGGAUUUUGGGAUCAGGUGCCAGGAUUUUGUGGAACCACUCGAGGGUGCUUCGUCCAGGGCAGCUCCUCCUGCGGGCACAGCCCCUCUGUGGCACUCCAGGCUUCUCCUUGGGAGCCCGGCACACUCAGAGCUCUGGCACAGCUGGGUGUGUCACCUCAUCCUUCAGGCAGAAACUGGGCUGCCUCCAUGGCUUCAGCCUUCCCAAGUAAAGAAUGGAAUGAUUUCAUCAUCAGCUCCUCGGUUUUGAGAGGAUCUCAGAUGUCAAAAUCGUGAUUUAUAGAGGGUCACCAUUUCCAUCUUUGCUCUCUGGCAACUCACUUGUCCACUGGAGAUGGCUUCAUGUUUUGUUCAGUAUGGGGGUUUUUAUGAGAGCUGCAAGGUAGGGUUUUGGGGUAACCUGUGCUUUCUUACUGCACCUAUUUGUGUCUGUCCUUUGCUGCUGACAUUUGGUACCAUGAUUGCAAAGAAUAACUUUUCAUUUGUGUUGUGUUGAUGGCCUCUGAUUUUUUUUUUUUUUUUGCAUACAAUAUUGUACAGUUUUCAUAGUUUAUAUAUAUAUAAAUAUAUAAAUGUAUUUUAUUAUUUUAUAAAAAAAUGGAGGUGGAUGAGAUCUAUGCUGAAUGUGGAGGCUACACUGGGAUUGUGGCUGCUGGGAAACAUGAAUAACUGGAGGAAAUGAAUUCAGGACUUGAUCCAAACGCCUCUUCAACCCUGUGGUGAAGCUGGUGGGCUCUGCCUUGGAUCUUGUGUCCUUCAGCACCAGAGGCUGCAGUGGAAGGCUGCAAGGGGCCAGAUGCCCUCACUGCAGAGCAUCCCCAGCUGGAGCACUUGGACACAGAGGAGCCCCCCAGAGGAGGGAGGGGAUGGCCCCAGCAGCUGAGAUGGGAACUGCACUGAGAUUGCUGACACAGCUGAUGUGGAGAGAGUGAGAUUUUGGGGCAGAGGAUGUUGAAUAUCUUCUAAAAGACUUUUUGCCCAGCAGAAACAUCCAUAAAGGGACCUGUGAUCCAUCAGUAAACACAAAGGAAGAGCAAGCCUGGGAACAACAGGCACAAGUCUGAGACUCCUUGAGCCCCAGCUGCUCUCACACAGGGCUGGGCUGAGCUGAGAUCCUGCUGGGCUUCAUGUCCCAGCGCUGGGCAGGAUCCCUGGAAGCUCCCUGUCCCCUGCCAAGCAGGCUCCCUGUCUUGCAAAGCAAUGCAGGGUUUCCCUGGCAUGUCCCAGCUGCAUGGCAGCAGGGGAGGAGCCUGCCUGGAGGAGCAGCUGCCACUGCUCUGCCUUAGAGCUUCUACCAAAGCAGCACUGCCUGGGCUCCUGGCAGCAUCACCAACCUCCUGUGAUCUCACAAUGAACCUUGGGGGUUUUUUAUUUCUUAUCUCUCUUUUUUUUUUUUUUUUUUUUUUUUUAUUCUGAAGAAGAGCUCACUACCAACAGUUCCCUCUCCUCUUCAGCUUUUUUAUUUCACUGGGGAAGGGUUGUACAUCUUUCAGCCAAAGAUGGAUCUGGGUGAAUCAAGUCCACAGAACUCUCCACGGCUGGGGAUGGAGCCGAGUCAGUUUUGAACUUGGCUCGAGGGAUCCUUCACCAGCCCUGAGGUUUUACUGUGCCUUCAAGAAGCACUUAUUUCUCCUGAGCACGUGCCACUGGCAUGAGCCUGCCUCCUCCCUGCUCCCUUCUUGCCUGGGCUUGGGAUUUUUCUCUCCUCCUGCACAAGGACUCUGUGACCCUUUCUCUGGGCUUUAUGGUCCAGGGUCAAACACUGGUGACUUUCCCAAGCAUUUUAACCAAAGAUGCUCCCGUUCUCCAAGGGAAUCAGGCCUUCCCCAUGCACAUGCACUAACCCCAGGCCUGUCUUUUUUAAUUUCAUCUGGUUGUUGGAGCUGGUGCUGUUUCAGCCUUUCCAAGCUGAAUCCAGAGCAGUCUUUGAUCAGAUGGCUUCUUCUUGCACUCAAUAAAUAUUUUCUCUAUA
This is a messenger RNA of Prinia subflava (tawny-flanked prinia), 7997 nucleotides long. It is a transcript of the gene ITGB4, whose product is annotated as integrin subunit beta 4. Bases 423 to 5999 code for a protein of 1858 amino acids. Gene Ontology annotation, biological process: cell communication; cell-matrix adhesion; cell migration. The transcript has 41 exons. Gene Ontology annotation, cellular component: focal adhesion; cell surface; membrane. The record is from RefSeq and is a predicted model, not a curated record. Gene Ontology annotation, molecular function: integrin binding. NCBI's taxonomy places the organism in Eukaryota, Metazoa, Chordata, Aves, Passeriformes, Cisticolidae.